GCUAGCUAGCUAUCUUUCUCUUCAGGUAUUUCCCGCCCACCUUGGACUUGAAUGUACUCUGCUAGCCAGCGGUUAGCCAGCGCUAGCUGUCCGAGGGAUUCUCUUCUUGAUAUGCCGGUCUAACACUUAGAGGCAUAACGUUAAUUCACCCACAAACGAACGUUCAGAAGUUGAUAUUACUCUCACGUUUGCCCUCAUCCCGUGGCUUUUUACGCAGGCAGAAAGGCCGUGUGAUGCAGGGGUAACGCUCAGCUCGAUGUCCAGAGUUUCCAGACAGCCCUUGUAUUCGGCGCACACGCUGCUGAUACAGGCGUUCAGUUUGUAUAAUAUCCGUUGUAAGGCACUGCCAGUGGAAUAGGACACUCUGGAACUGCCACACAUCAGGCAAAGGUCACCAUGCUCAAUGUCAUGCAUCAGCUAGAGGGGAACGAAGCCCCCAGCACUGGGCUGUGGAGCUGUGUUCUCUGGAGUGAUGAAGUUCCAUCCAGUACUUCUGGGAUGAGUUGGAGUGGCGUUCGUGAUCUUCAACAGCAGUGUCCGACCUCACUAAUGAUAUUGUGGCCGACUGCAGUCAAAUCUUCAUAUCGUCUUACAUGUGACUGUUAACAAUAUGAGGCUGAGAAUGCGCAAGGCAUCUCAGCGGCCGAACACCGCCCACGCCCCUCAACCGGCCCGGACCAAACGUAGACACCCAAACGAGGAAGAGUGCACAGUCCAAGGAAAGGGCCUUCUGUCCACCCUCAAGAACUUCAUCCAUAACGAUGCCUUAAAGGUGGAGCAGGAGAACCCAACCAAGAGAAGUCGUCUGACCUGUGACCUCAUCACCUCCACCCCAUCCAGUGCCAUCCCAUCAAGAAAGAGCGUCAGCCGGGUCCGCAGGAGGUGUUCCAUAGAUGGCGAUGCCAGGAACCAUGACACGAGUAAGCCGGCAAAGCCUAAUGGGAAGUUUGAAGAGGCUGGGGAUGCAAUGAGCAGUCCUCCCCGCACCACUUUGCUGGGGACUAUCUUUUCUCCUGUCUUCAACUAUUUCUCACCAGCAAACAAAAAUGUUGUGUCUGGUUCAGACUCACCGGGCCAGGCUGUGGAAGCAGAGGAGAUAGUAAAACAGCUAGAUAUGGAACAGGUGGAGGAGACCCCUACCAGUACUGCCACGUGUGUUCCGCUGUGCCCCAGUGCAAUGCCCUCUGCAGCCAUGAGACUCCCGCCCCCCAGCUACACACAGACAGAAGAGGAAGAGGAGGAAGUGACUCAUGCUGAUCUACCUCCCCUCACAGCCCCUGGAUCACCACCAGCUGCUGGGUAUGUGGAGGUCCCUGCCAGUGUUCCUAUUGAUGCCUCAUGUGAAGAGGAUUGGGAGGUGUUUGACCCGUAUUUCUUCAUCAAGCAUGUUCCUCCACUGACUGAAGAGCAGCUAACCCGAAAACCUGCUCUCCCUUUAAAGACGCGCAGCACACCAGAGUUCUCCCUAGUCCUGGACCUGGAUGAAACUCUAGUACAUUGUAGCUUGAACGAGCUGGAAGAUGCAGCACUGACUUUUCCUGUCCUUUUCCAAGAUGUCAUAUACCAGGUUUAUGUACGGUUGAGGCCAUUCUUCAGAGAAUUUCUCGAACGUAUGUCUCAAAUUUAUGAGAUCAUUCUUUUUACUGCCUCAAAGAAAGUUUACGCAGAUAAGUUGCUGAACAUUCUCGAUCCGAAGAAACAGUUGGUCAGGCAUAGGUUAUUUCGGGAACAUUGUGUCUGUGUACAGGGGAACUACAUCAAGGAUCUGAAUAUUCUUGGGAGAGACCUGUCAAAGACCAUCAUUAUUGACAACUCACCGCAAGCCUUUGCUUAUCAGCUGUCCAAUGGCAUACCAAUCGAGAGCUGGUUUGUGGACAAGAACGACAAUGAGCUUCUCAAGCUGGUUCCUUUCCUGGAGAAGCUGGUUGAGUUGAAUGAGGAUGUGCGACCACAUGUCCGUGACCGCUUUCGUCUGCAUGACCUGCUGCCUCCUGACUGAGACACAAGUGUGGACUUCUGCACUUGGACAUGAAGUAAUAAAGACGGAAAAGGCAAAACAGACAAACCCUUUUUAACAUCAUUGCCAUUACUUUUGUUUUUUGUUUUUUUUUUGUUUUUUUUUCUUGUAUUUUCCAUAUUUCCUCCAUCCCUUCAGUCAUAAAAAGAAAAAAAGAAGAGAUUUUUGAAGCAACAUUUGAAAAUAGAAUUUAUGAACUCGUAUGAAUAGAUGUAUAAAUGUAACUGCUUUAUAUGUGUAAGACCAAGAACUCUCCUUCCUCUGGGACUCACCACUAGAAGAAUUGUUUCUUCUUUUUGUGCGAAUGGAUUGAUUAUCAUGUUUUUUCAGUCAUUUGAGCCCUCAUGAAGUGAAUGUGGAAAACGUAGCUGAGAAGAGGAGGAACCAUUUUUGUUUUCUUUGGUGCUUCAACUGAACUUUUUUAACAUUCUUUGGCUAUUAGACCAACUUCAACAGGAAUGGCCAGUAAAAAGAAAAAUGCUUGUGGGUGAUGAUCGAGAUUAUGUCUGUGGGUUUGUUUUAAAUGUCUCCCUCUGCCGGAACUCAUUAUGCAUUCCUCGACAUUAGUGGGGCUUUUCUGUAGUUGUUUUUAAUUCGAUCAGUGGCUUUUGGUUUUAAUGCUACUCUUUUGCAGGUUCGCUUGUCUCUGUCUGCUAGAGUAAUUGUUUCAUUCUCAAAGAGCGUAAUGUCCAUUUUUCUGGGUUUUUUUGUUUUUGUUUUAAAAGGCUAUUCAGUGUAAUUGGGUUGUUCCCUUGCAAAGUAUGAUGGAAUUACUCUUGUCAUCUUGGGGGAAAUGUAUUUUUUUUUUUUUUUUUUUUUUUUUUU
This is a messenger RNA of Pygocentrus nattereri (red-bellied piranha), 2842 nucleotides long. RefSeq names its product CTD (carboxy-terminal domain, RNA polymerase II, polypeptide A) small phosphatase like 2b (gene ctdspl2b). Gene Ontology annotation, molecular function: phosphoprotein phosphatase activity. The transcript is spliced from 13 exons. Bases 611 to 1999 code for a protein of 462 amino acids. The record is from RefSeq and is a predicted model, not a curated record. NCBI's taxonomy places the organism in Eukaryota, Metazoa, Chordata, Actinopteri, Characiformes, Serrasalmidae.